Messenger RNA from Salmo salar (Atlantic salmon), 3591 nucleotides. RefSeq lists its product as uncharacterized. NCBI's taxonomy places the organism in Eukaryota, Metazoa, Chordata, Actinopteri, Salmoniformes, Salmonidae. The record is from RefSeq and is a predicted model, not a curated record.
CUCUUUCAGCACACUGAUGUGUUGGUCUGGUGUGUUUGUGAAACGCGAUUUUAGUCCGAUGGCAUGGAACGCAAAAGGAGGCCGUCUCGCUUUAAUAUGUUUAGGGCUAGUUGUGGUAGUAUUGAACUCCUUUGGUCAGUGCACUGCAUUAGCACAAACAAGCUCGUCAAAAUCCUCCAUUGUCCUGGGACCCCAUUUUAAGGGGGAUCUUAACAAUGGUAAAGAGGAGCAGUCUACAGGUGCUGUGCGACUUGGAAGGCUUAUACUUGGACGUAAUGUCAAACCAAGAAAUGCGAGUUUUUCUACUGAUGAACCUACUGUCUCCAGAGUCAGAUCAUCCAAUGGUUCACUGGAUGAUGAUGCUGACUACCAGUCUGACAUGGCUUGGGAGUCUAAGCAGCUGGGAGGACAAGUUUAUGGCAAAGCUAGCCCAAGUAGUCCAGUGGUGGAAAGUCUUUUGCAGAUGGAGCCAAGUGUUGAAUGUGUUGGGGACUCCAUGAAACUGAAGUUCCAUGACACAGGCUCUACACCAGGGUCUCUCUUUUUUGUGGACCGAGGAAAUCAGUCUCCCCUGCCUUUGUCACAGUUGCCCACAAGCUGUGGUCAUUCCAUCAUAGCCACUCGCCAGGAUUGGCUUUUCAUUGCAAUCUAUAAUGGCUGUUAUGUCACACUGGAGGAUGGUAAUUAUGUUCUGCCUUUGCGUUGGUUGGGGUUGCCACUUAAAAUGUCCUGCCCUGCCAAAAAGCCCUCUAAACCCAACGCUCCUACUGUUUCCUGCUACCCUGAGGGCAUGGUGGUGAAAAUGGAAGGUGGCACCUCUGCCAAGGAUCUCAGGGUUAAGUUCAAUGGACACUGGCAGCCAUUGAUGAGAGUUUCGCAGCAGUGUGGCUACAGUGUGGUAGCUCAUCUAGAAGCUGUGAUCAUUUCUGCUCAUUAUGAACCCUGUGUGGAAACUAAGGAUGGGAUGUUCACCCUUGAACUUGCUGGAGAAGGGGAGGUUAAAUUGUCCUGUCCUAGUUCUGUUGACCAGUCUUUCCCUCACCCCAAUUACCCCCAAAACCCUGUGUUUCCUCUUCCUCCCACCAUUGCGCUUCAACCAAGGCCAAUGUUUCCUCAUCGGCCUACUCCACCCCCUAAACCCCAGGCUCCACUGCAUCCUUACUACACAAAGCCUGCUGAGAAGCCAAAACCUGCUACUCUGCCUCCUGGGAACCCUCAUUAUUACUUUUCCUUCUACCCUCAGCCAGCCAAGCCUGUUACUAGCUCUCCACCUAAAGACCCCCAGCCUCCUUGGUAUUCAGAUUCAUUCUACCCUCAGCCAGCUGAGCCAGUAACUCGUAUGCCUGCCACACUUCCCCCUGCAACAGAUGCUCCAAAUGGCAAGGUGUACUAUCCUUACUACCAAUAUCCUUAUGCCCCUCAGCCAGCCAAGCCUGUUACUCAUCCUCCUGUCACUCAAAAGCCUGCUACUGAAAAGCCAACAGCUCCACUGCAUCCUUACCACACAGAACCUGCUACGCAUCCUCCUGUGAACCCUCAGUAUUACUUUUCAUUCUACCCUCUGCCUGCAACUCCUCCCCCUGCUAUCAAAGUUCCUCAGGGCCAUGUGCUGCAUCCUUACUACCGACAUCCCAAGCCUGUAACUGUCUCUCCCCUUAAAGACCCCCAAAUUCCUUGGGAGUUUUUUUACCCUCAACCAGCCAAGCCUGUGACACCAAAGCCUACACCUGCCAUGCUUCCCCCUGCUACUGAAAAGCCAACAGCUCCACUACAUCCUUACUACCCAAAACCUGAUACUCUGCCUCCUGGGAACCCUCAGUUUUACUUUUCAUUCUACCCUCUGCCUGCUAAGCCUGUAACUCCUCCCCCUCAAGUGUCUACUCCUGCUACCAAAGCUCCUCAGGGCCAUGUGCAGCAUCCUUACUACCCACAUCCUCUCUAUCCACCACAUCCCAAGCCUGUAACUGGCUCUCCCCCUAAAUACCCCCAAAUUCCUUGGGAUUCCUUGAACCCUCAACCAGCCAAGCCUGUGACGCAUCCUCCUGUGACUCCAAAGCCUACACCUGCCAUGCUUCCCCCUGCUACUGAAAAGCCAAAAGCUCCCCUGCAUCCCUACUACCCUCAUCACUACCAACAGUUCUACCCUGAGCCAGCUAAGCCAAUUACAAUCCUGCUUAGGCCUGCAACUCAAACACCAGAACAAACUCCACUUGUAGUCCAUACAUGGACACCUGCUUCUCAACAACCUAGUCAUCCUAGAACUACUAAAGCACCUCCAACUGUGGCUCCUACUUUACCUCAGCCAGGUGACUCUUAUCCACCAAAUUCUGGCUAUUGUCCCACAAUCUGCCCUACUGGUUUCUUGACCUGCUGCCCCAUGCCCAUAUCUUUCCAUCAACACCACCACAACCAUUUUGGCCCUGUAACAUCCAAGGAUGGUGUUAUCAUUCCCGCUUACCCUAUCAAACAUUCAUCUGACUUGUUCAAUUAUGCAUCAUUUUCUGGACCUACCCAAGCCACUACAACCCCACAACCUACAACGGUUCAGACCGUUGCCCCCACUAUAGUGUCCUUGACUGGUUUCCAUGACUAUUGGAGUCAACAUGGAAUGAGGUUUUCAGCCUCCUUGACUUCGUAUGCCCAAGCACCUAGUGAUGCCAACAUGCCCUCAGAACCCCAACAUCAAAAACAGUCACAUUUUCAGCCCUACAGCCCAAAGCAGCCAAUGACCCCAUAUUUUGAAGCACCUGCCAGUGACUCCAACAAACCUACGGCACAGCAAAGACCAAUUCUGCCCCAUAACCCACAAUGGCUUAGGCAUGCAUAUCCUCUGCCCUACAACCCACAAGGUCCAGUACAGCCACAUGGCCAAGCACCUGUUUAUUCUAACAAGCCCUUGGAUCUUGAGCGACCUGCCAGUGACCCAAGUAAACCAUCAGAACCGCAAUCGCUAUCUAGUGACCUCAACAAGCCCUUAAAACGCCAACCUUCAAAGUGGCCACAUUAUCCUUUCAGACCUCCAAUGUGGUAUGACCCUGACAUGUUCUACGCAUCCAAGCCUCUGACGCAACCAGACCACAACCACCUGUCUGAAUCUGCAAUGCAGAUGCAUAGCACACUUGACCAACUGAGUCCUCAAGAGCAUCCGCAUGGAACGCCUCAGCCUCCAAGACCAGUCAAGGAACUGGGUGGCUCUCUUCCUGUUAAUUCAGAGGGUAUCUCUAGCCUUCAGCAGCCAAACCCCUCAGGCCAACAAAUGCCUACCCAUUACGGCUCAUGGCCAAUAUAUUAUGCUGGUUCCAAACCAUCCUACCCCCAGAAACCUGCAGCCAAGCCUUCUGGUAAACCCUCCAGACCUGAAUUCCCAGAGUCAUUUGAACACUAUUGGAAGCCCAUUGUGCCAUUAGAGUCUAACGAGGGGUUCCAUGGUUCUUACCCGGCCCAGUCCGCAGGAGGUUCUUACCCGGCCGCUAACUAAAUGAUGCAUGACCCGUCUCAUCCUUCAGUUAAUGGUGCUGAUGCCCACCAGAAGCAGUCAUGUUUUCCUAAUAAAGUAACAAACUGACAACUGCGCAAUAUUGUUUUCAUUGU